AUGCUAAAAGACUGUUUAGAUAUCAAUGUAGAUCCAGUGCCUGGUGCUUUGUGUGCAAUCACAUUCACAAUAUGCAAGGCUUGUAUACAAAGGUUAAAUGAUGCAGUUGACUUCAAACGACAAGUACAGGCAUGUGAAGAGAAAUUUAAGAAUUUUUAUAACAGGAAUGCAAUUAAAGUUAAAAACGGAAGCUACAAUCAGUUAGAUGUUAAAGAGGAAAUUCCAGAAUCCUUGUCAGUUGAAAAGAAAGAUGGUCUCGAUAUUAAGGAAGAACUACCAGAGUCCUUGCCAGAUUACAACGAGGAGUAUACGAACGGCGAGGAAGACGAUUUCGCCACUUUCGACAAUGAAGAUGACAAGGGAGACACCGAAGCGGUAGGGGAUGGCGUUAAGAAGACUAGGGGUAGCGGGAAGACGAAGAUGAAAGGAAGAACGAGAAAUCUGGCGUCUAAAAAGAGCGGGAAGAGGGACGCGGCAGAAGGAGAGACGGAUGGAGAGGAACUUGGCAAAAAAGGGGCCAAGCCCGCCAAGUUCCGCAUAUCGGCGAGCGACUACCGGCGCGACGGCGACGCCUACCACUGCGGCCACUGCGAGAAACGAUACGACAAGCUGAGCUCGCUCCGCUUCCACCUCAAGUCGAAGCACUACAAGAUACCGCGACACAACUGCGAGCUGUGCGGCCGCGAGUUCAUGACCCUCGCGCCGUUCACCGUCCACCGGCUGGAGGAGCACGGCAUCGACGAGCGGUUCGACUGCCGCGCGUGCAAGGGCAAGUUCAACACCAAGGUGCAGCUGAGGAAGCACAUAAACAACUUCCACAUGCUCGGCGAGCGCUACAAGUGCGAGUCGUGCGAGUACGAGUCGUUCAGCUUCGAGGGCAUGUACAAGCACAAGUUCAAGCACCGCAGCGUGAAGGACUACCACUGCCGGUUCUGCAUGAAGUCCUUCCUGAGGAAGACCACGCUCGACCUGCACGAGAGGAUCCACACGGGCGACAGGAGGAAGGUGUGCAAGGUGUGCGGCCAGGCGUUCGUGCAGAAGGCCAGCCUGAACUACCACAUGACGAAGUACCACCCGGAGACGCCUAUGGACGCUUUUAAUGCUGUAUGCAGCCAGGCGUUCGUGCAGAAGGCCAGCCUGAACUACCACAUGACGAAGUACCACCCGGAGUGCAGUGUAGUGAUGUUGGACUCCGAUACGAUCUAUCGAUUGUCGAUACCAGACACCUAUGGAGGCUUUGUUGUGCUAUGUCGGUGUUUGUACGGGUACAGGAAGAAUGUUUGCAAGUUUGGCGUCCAGGCGUUUGUGCAGCAGGCCAGCCUGAACUACCACAUGACGAAGAACCACCCGGAGGUGAAAUUUUUG
Iphiclides podalirius (scarce swallowtail) is the source of this 1365-nucleotide messenger RNA. The record is from the annotation of a GenBank genome assembly. NCBI's taxonomy places the organism in Eukaryota, Metazoa, Arthropoda, Insecta, Lepidoptera, Papilionidae.